UCUGGUGAUUACUGGGGGAUUUACUUUGCCUUGCCAGCACCUCUACUGUCAGUAAGACCCUUCAUUUAUCACAAAAUUCUCAAGACGUCUCUCUCCUCCCUUUUCUUACUUGUCUUAUCGAAAAAGAAAGACACACAGACGACGAAAUAAAAAAAGGGGGUUUGAUACAUUCGAAAGGAGCCAGCCAGAAUCUUUCUUUUUCACGGCAACAUUCGCAAUUAUCGACGCAGAACAAGGGAGCUGGGCCGGUGUAGUAGACUCAGCAGUAAUCAAAGACUUACCACGUGGGAAAAGUUUGAAGAAAUACGCGAAACUGUAUUAAUCUUUAAUGACUGUCAUAGUCUUUCAUCAUCUAGUUCCUAUUACUUAGCUGGUGGCGGCUGAUUUCAAUAGAGAGCGCAUCAAUCCGUUACCAUGGUAACUGGCUACACUCAUUAUUAUCCAUUGAUAGUGAAAAUUAUCACGAAAAAGUAUCAAUGCAUCAAGUAAAAAAAAGAAAGGAAAACGGGAAGAAAAACUGUCAGCAUCGUCUCUGGCAAUUAGCGGAGUGUGUUUGGAGCGUCAGUCAUUCGGCGCAAUAUCCGGAAAAAGAGAAGUUUCGGGCCAAGGAGAAGAAAGAAAGAAAGAGGACGGACGAGCAUACGGAGCGGACGAACUGAGUGAAAGGGAGAGUACAGAGAAAACAUAUUGACCAACCACGCUUUUCAUCACUCUAGCUCUUCCAGGCUACGUGAGUAGAUCGGUAAAUGUGUUUGUGCCGUAGCUUUGUUUGCUAGGUCUCCGGUUCAGUCACCACUGUGACCCGAAUGUAAAGGUGCGGCUGAAGAAGCCACUUAAAGUCUCGCCUCACGAUCGCCUGGCUGCACAUUCGUCUAUCGGCUACGGUUGGAGGAUAACGUGUGAUGUUGAACGCACCACGAUUUCUGAUAGUCGCUCUACUCGCAGUGUCUAGUCAUGAAGCACACGUAGAGGGACCGAUAUUUCUCAAUGAACCACCACAUCGUUUGGACUUUUCCAAUUCAUCCGGUGGAGAACUUAGAUGUCGUGGAGAUGGAAAACCAACUCCUAUAGUGAGAUGGGUUAAACAGAACGGAGAUCCCGUUAACGAAAUAAGUAGAUUGAGGGUGUUAAAAGCAGAUGGGACAUUAAUUUUUAGACCGUUUCGUCCAGAGGAUUAUCGUGCUGAUGUUCACGAUACCAUUUAUCGCUGUCUUUUAUCAAACAUCGUAGGUACUAUUGGAAGCAGGGACGUUCACGUUCGUGCAGUAAUCUUGCAGAAUUAUGAGAUCAGAUCCUUCGACGAAUUUGUUCUUAGAGGCAACAUGGCAGUGCUCAGGUGUCCUAUCCCUAGUUUUGUCAGCGAUUAUGUUCGUGUAUCCCAUUGGGAAAGGAAUGACAGUUUCUUUAUAACUCCCACGACAGGAGACGGUCGAUACGGAAUAUUUAAUAAGGGAGAUUUAUAUAUAAAAAAAGUGGACAACAGAGAUAGUUCCUACAGUUUUAGAUGUCAUACAGAGAAUAUUCUCACAGGAGAAAAAAAGAGCAGUAUAAAAUAUUCAAAAGUCAUAGUUACAGAACCCCAUCACAGCCAGCUGCCCAGGAUUAUUUCUCGAAGCACUAAACUAACUGUACCUGUUCGGCAGUCCCAAGCCAUUUUGGUGUGUAUUGCCCAAGGGUAUCCACUUCCUACUUAUCGUUGGUAUAAGGAACAAGGGGGACUUACUCCUGCAGAAAUCAAUCAAAGGAUUAGACAGGAGGAUGGUGUAUUGCUCAUCCAAAGAGUUAUGCCAGAGGACAGUGGAAAAUAUGUUUGUGUUGUCAGCAAUAGCGUGGGAGAAGAUCGAACGGAAAUUGAACUUUUUGUUGAAGAGCCUCUGAUUGUCAGCCUUAUACCAGACCAUCAAAGAGUGGAUGUCGGAAAAACUGUAACUUUGAACUGUUCUAUCACAGGACGUCCUGUCGGCUCAGUCGUAUGGAGAAAAGACAUGAACUUCCUUCCAACUAGUCGUCGACUGAAGUUUCUUUCUCCAACACUUUUAGAAAUCAGCCAAGUGAAGCGUCAGGAUGCUGGAAUAUAUCAAUGCUUUGUGUAUGGAGAAACGAAUUCAGUUCAAGCAUCUGCUUCUGUUGUUAUUGGAGAUCUGGUACCAGAGUUUCGAUAUGUUUAUCAAGAACAGACGGUGCAUCCUCGUUCUUUUGUAUCGCUGAAAUGUGUUGCUGUAGGCAACCCUCUUCCACAGAUAACUUGGAUUCUGGACGGAAUAUGGCCCAUUUCUAGUAGAGCAGGAACGGUGGUAAAUACAUAUGCUACCACAGAAGGCGAUGUCAUUAGCUACGUAAAUCUCACAUCAGCUGAUGUGGGUGACAGUGGAGUUUAUACCUGCACUGCUACAAAUUACGCAGGACAGAAAAGCCACUCUCAGAGAUUAAAUGUGUAUGGACCACUAUUUGUGAGACCCUUAAGUAACUUUACAGUUUUAUCUGGAAAGACUUUUAUCAUCAGUUGCCCAUUCGGCGGUUAUCCGUACAGUUCUAUUAUCUGGAAAUAUGAGACUUUAACUCUCCCCAUUGGUCAACAUCAGCGGGUAUUUCCUAAUGGGACCCUUGUGAUUGCUGAUGUGGACGUAUCACGUGAUCAGGGAAGAUACAGCUGUGAGGUAUCCAAUGACCAAAGAAACUCUGCUGAAAGAACCUUUCGACUUAUCGUCAGAAGUGGUCCAAAGAUAGCACCGUUUACAUUUCAAGAUGAACUUCAUGAAGGAAUGAGAACUGCAGUAACGUGUAUUGUGGUUGCCGGUGAUGGGCCUCUCAUAAUUAAAUGGAUGAAAGAUAGCCGACUCCUUUCAGAAGAAAAGUUAAAUGCUUCUAUAAUUUACGGCGAGGGUGGUUUUGUAUCGACACUGACUAUUAAAAAACUUGCUUAUCUUCAUAAUGGAAAUUAUACAUGUGUAGCAACAAAUGAUUUAGCUUCUGAUUCGUACAGCGCUAAACUCACAGUUAAAGUUCCACCUCGAUGGCUCUUGCAACCUAAAGAUACUUCAGCAGUAGUCGGUAAAUCUGCAAUGAUCAAUUGUCAAGCUAGUGGUGUACCACAGCCACACGUUCGCUGGAAAGUAGCCACAGGUAACCAACCAGUAGAAUAUCGUACAAUCAUAAGUAGUUCUCAUAUUCACAUUUUAGUGAAUGGUUCUUUGAAUAUUAGAAGUGUUGAAGAAAACGAUGGAGGUUUAUAUGUUUGCGAAGCCAAUAAUGGAGUAGGAAGUGGGAUCAGUAGCAUUAUUAGAUUUACAGUUCACAGCAUACCGAGGUUUGAGACCAAGUUUUUGGAGAAGAAUUUUAAAAAAGGGGAAAGAGCUGAAAUCGAAUGUAAUGCUGAUGGAGAUUUGCCAGUAGUAUUCCUGUGGAGAAGAAAUGGUAUCCGAUUUGAUCCCGCUUCGGAAGCCAGAUAUUUAUACGAAACGUUCGAAGAAGAUAAAAAAGCAAUGUCUAAAAUCAUCAUAGCAUCGGUUGAAAGAGAUGAUUCGGCCAUGUUAACCUGUACAGCUAGAAACCAAUACGGUGAAGAUACUGCGAAUAUACAGCUAACAAUACAAGAUGUACCUGAUCCUCCACAAAAUAUAGAAAUUAAUGAAGUCACUAGCAGGAGCGUUAGAUUAUCAUGGAGCCAAAAAUAUACCGGAAAUUCUCCUAUUACAGAAUAUAUUAUAUCGUGGAUUCCUUCUGAAGAUAUGUGGAAACAAAGCAAGGAAAAUCAUCUAUCUGUAUCAGGAAGUGAAAAUACUGCAACAAUUCGCGGGUUAAAUUCCCAAACUACCUAUUCAGUUAGCAUUCGAGCAUUGAACGCCUUAGGGAAAAGUGCUGCAAGUAUACCUGUUCUAGCAACAACUUUAGAGGAACCUCCUAGUAAAGCCCCGGGUUCAGUCAAGGCUAUGGCACAUUCUUCACAAGUUGUAAAUAUAUCGUGGGAGAGGCCAGAAGUCGCUUCGGAUUCAAUAACGGGUUAUUAUGUCGGCUACAAACUGAAGGGAGAUGAAUUGUAUACGUAUAAAACUGUAGAAACUAUACCAAAUCAGAAGCAAGAGUUUCAGUUAUCAGGAUUGGCACGUUUUACUGAUUACAGCAUCAUAGUACAAGCAUUCAAUAGCAGAGGAGCUGGACCUGCAUCUGACGAAGUCAUCGUUAGAACUCUCGAAUAUGAUCGACCAACGGCACCAAUUAUGAAAAAAUUCUUUACAACAUCAACAUCAAUCAAACUAACUUGGGACAUAACUCUUACUCCUUCUGCUCCUUUGCUCGGUUAUGUUCUUCACUAUAGAAAGGAUGGCAAUCGAUGGAGAGAAACUCGCAUAAUUGCAGACAGAAGGGAUCAUUCCGUUCACGAUUUAGACUGCGGAACUCUUUAUUACUUUUAUCUCCUCGCUUAUAACAGCGCUGGAAAUAGCGAACCAAGUGAAAUGAUUUCAGCCAAAACAGAUGGAAAUUCUCCAAUUGCACCAGAAAAGUCGUAUUUGCUGUCCGUAAAUUCGACAACAGUUUUAUUACAUCUUAAUUCUUGGCGCAAUGGAGGUUGUCCGAUUACGUUUUUCGUGGUUCAGUACAAACCUCAGGGACAACAGGAGUGGACUUUGGUGUCUAACAACAUUAUUCCGGAUCAACAAGAAAUAACCAUUACAGAUCUGAGUCCGGGAACGUGGUAUACUUUACUCAUGACAUCGCAUAACGAAGCAGGCUCCACUGAUGCAGAAUAUGUUUUUGCAACGUUGACUUUAACAGGAGAACAACCUCCACGUCCAGCAGAGGCUAAUGAUGUUACAGCUAUGUUUUAUCGCCAUUUAACUGUAACCGUUCCGAUUGUCAGCUCUCUAAUUGUCUUAAUUGUUGUACUAAUAGUUGUUUGCGUGAUAACGCGCCGAAGGAAUUCCGAACCGCGUCCUCAUACUCCAGAAGAUUUUUCGUUAGGUGCCGAUAGUAAUGAACCAACUAAACAUGAAAAUGUUCCAUUAUCUAUAACAUAUGAUAGUACUCAAGAGCCAGUAUAUUUUCCAGAACCUUAUGCUAUGAGUAGAGUGUCAGUGUGUUCUCGAGAUCACAGUUCCAUACCGGGAAAACGAGGACAUCUGGAAACAUUUGGAAAUACAAGGAUUGGUUAUACGUACGACAUACCAUACCCACCCAAACGAGCUGAAAAAGAUAAUCCUUCAGAAUUAUCUCAGCUUUAUUCAGAACAUUUUGAAAAAGGUAUAUGGACAAGAAUCUCGAGAGAUAACGAAGCCAUUUAUGAGAUACCCGAUAGAGAACGAACUGGAAAAGGAACGAGAGAAAGGCACUGGAGAGAAGAUGGAGAUGGGGAUUCGAGCAGCGAUUCGGACCCCGAACCUUACAACAGACAAGACGAUAUUUCCGGGAUGAAUCAAUCAGAGGCCGAAUGUGACAGAUUAUGGAAAACCUACAGCGGCAGUAUAUAUACAGAGAAACGCUCGGUUGGUGAACAUACAUCUAUGUCUUGAAUAUUGCUGAUCCUGCAAAUGUUAAUAACAAUAAUAACAAUAAUAAUACUACUACAGUUCGUUUCUGACUCGAAAUGUACUGAACCUAAACCAGUCGGCAUUUCUCAAUAUAAAUGUCCAUGCAUGUUUUACAACAUUGUAACAUUGUCAUUGAUUUAUCAGUUGAAUAAAUAAAAUUUGAAAAUAAAAAUUUGAA
Messenger RNA from Centruroides sculpturatus (bark scorpion), 5703 nucleotides. Its product is annotated as Down syndrome cell adhesion molecule-like protein Dscam2. Gene Ontology annotation, cellular component: axon; plasma membrane. The transcript has 26 exons. Gene Ontology annotation, molecular function: protein binding. Gene Ontology annotation, biological process: cell-cell adhesion; axon guidance. Lineage: Eukaryota; Metazoa; Arthropoda; Arachnida; Scorpiones; Buthidae. Bases 903 to 5507 code for a protein of 1534 amino acids. The record is from RefSeq and is a predicted model, not a curated record.